UUGCGAAGGGGGAGAAUAACGUCGGGUCGGGUCAGCGGGCGCUGCAGUAGUCGCCGCAGCGGCGAUGGGAGCGGUGGGGACGAGGCGGCGGCGGCGGCGGCAGGAGGAGGAGCAGGGGCUGGCACGAGAGCAGCGGCUGGGGGCGGCCAGCAGCGGCACUAACAGCAGCAGCAGCAGCCGCCGCCGCCGCCGCCAGUAGACGCUGACGGUACCCGAGGGGACCGCCGAGCCCACGGGCCCUCAAAGCCGUGCUCGGGUCCCGCCGCACUGGGCGGCGGGGGAUGGGCAGGCGGCGGCGGUCGUUCCUGCUGAGGGUUGACGUCUGCCGGUCCCGGCCCUGAGCUGGACCCGAGCCCUCUGCCCGAAAUCUCUGCGUCCGCCCGGGCCCAGCAUGAAAUCUCUCUGGGCCCAAUAAAUGUAUCCAGAAAUUAAAAUAUCUACUAAAGUGGAGAGGAACUUUACAAGACAUUAUGGUUACAGUAACUGACAACAAAAUAAAAGUGUUAAAUGGAAACCACCCUUGGGAUCUGGAUGCCUGUUUAGCCAUUCUGCCACACCUGUGAAUUGCAAUGAGUGGAGGAGGAGAACAGCCGGAUAUCCUCAGUGUUGGAAUCCUGGUCAAAGAAAGAUGGAAAGUGUUGAGGAAGAUUGGGGGUGGGGGCUUUGGAGAAAUAUACGAUGCCUUGGACAUGCUUACCAGGGAAAAUGUUGCACUGAAAGUGGAAUCAGCUCAACAACCAAAGCAAGUUCUGAAAAUGGAGGUUGCUGUAUUAAAAAAACUACAAGGGAAAGACCAUGUUUGUAGAUUUAUUGGCUGUGGGAGGAACGAUCGAUUCAACUAUGUGGUCAUGCAGUUGCAGGGUCGAAAUCUGGCAGAUCUUCGACGUAGCCAAUCUCGGGGCACAUUCACCAUUAGCACUACUCUUCGGUUGGGUAAACAAAUUUUGGAGUCUAUUGAGAGCAUCCAUUCUGUGGGAUUCUUACACAGAGAUAUCAAACCGUCAAACUUUGCCAUGGGUCGCUUUCCUAGUACAUGUAGGAAAUGUUACAUGCUUGAUUUUGGCUUGGCACGACAAUUUACCAAUUCCUGUGGUGACGUCAGACCACCUCGAGCUGUGGCAGGCUUUCGUGGAACAGUUCGUUAUGCAUCAGUCAAUGCCCAUCGGAACAGGGAAAUGGGAAGACACGAUGAUCUUUGGUCCUUAUUUUACAUGUUGGUGGAGUUUGUGGUUGGUCAGCUGCCAUGGCGAAAAAUUAAGGACAAGGAGCAAGUAGGCUCUAUUAAGGAGAGGUAUGACCAUAGGCUAAUGUUGAAACAUCUCCCUCCGGAAUUCAGCACCUUUCUGGACCACAUCUCCUCUUUGGAUUAUUUUACAAAACCAGACUAUCAGCUUCUUACAUCGGUGUUUGACAACAGUAUCAAGACCUUUGGAGUAAUUGAGAGUGACCCUUUUGACUGGGAGAAAACUGGGACCGAUGGCUCCCUGACAACCACCACCACCUCUACCACCCCUCAGUUACACACCCGCUUGACCCCUGCAGCAAUUGGAAUUGCAAAUGCUACUCCCAUCCCAGGAGACUUGCUUCGGGAAAAUACAGAUGAGGUAUUUCCAGAUGAGCAGCUUAGCGAUGGGGAGAAUGGCAUCCCUGUUGGUGUGUCACCUGAUAAACUGCCUGGAUCUCUGGGCCACCCUCGUCCUCAGGAAAAGGAUGUCUGGGAAGAGAUGGAUGCCAACAGGAAUAAGAUAAAGCUUGGAAUUUGUAAAGCUGCUACUGAAGAGGAGAACAGUCAUGGCCAAGCAAAUGGUAUUAUCAAUGCUCCAAGUCUUGGUUCACCGAUUCGUGUUCGCUCAGAGAUUACUCAACCAGACAGAGAUGUUCCAUUGGUUCGAAAGUUACGCUCGAUUCACAGCUUUGAACUGGAAAAACGUUUGACCCUAGAGCCAAAGCCAGAUACUGACAAGUUUCUUGAGACCUGCCUGGAGAAAAUGCAGAAAGAAUCCAGUGCAGGAAAGGAAUCUCUUCUCCCUGCACUGCUUCAUAAGCCGUGUGUUCCGGCUGUCUCCCGUGCUGACCACGUCUGGCACUACGAUGAAGAAUAUCUUCCAGAUGCUUCCAAGCCUGCUUCUGCAAAUACCCCUGAGCAGGCAGAUGGUGGUGGCAGCAAUGGAUUUGUAGCUGUUAACCUGAGCUCCUGCAAACAGGAGGUUGAUUCCAAAGAGUGGGUGCUUGUGGACAAAGAGCAGGACCUCCGGGAUUUUAGGACAAAUGAGGCUUUAGGCCAUAAAACAAAUGGAAGCCCUUCUGAUGAGGAGCCCGAAGUGCUUCAAGUCCUGGAGGAAUCACCACAAGAUGAAAAGUUCCGAUUGGGUCCUUGGGCAGAGAAUGAUCCUUUAAAGAAGCACACCUCAGGUGUGGGCUUAACACUCUCUGGGGAGUGCCCUGCCAUUGCUGCUUCAGAACAGUAUACAGAUAGGUUAGAACUCCAGGCUGGAACUACGAGUCAAUUUAUUGCAGCAACACCUACAAGUCCAAUGGAGGCCCAAGCAGAAGGACCCCUAACAGCGAUUACAAUUCCUAGACCUUCUGCAGCAUCUACACAGUCAACUUCUGGAAGCUUCCACUAUGGUCAGCUGAUGCCAGAAAAGAAAGAUCUUCAGCCCAUGGAGCCAACUGUUGAACUUUACUCUCCAAGGGAGAACUUUUCUGGCAUGGUGGGGACAGAAGGCGAGCCUCCUAGCGCAGGAAGCAGAACAGACUUGGGAGUUCAGAUAGAUCAUAUUGGUCAUGAUGUGUUACCCAAUAUAAGAGAGAGUGACAAAUGCCAAGACCCCGGAUCAAAAGACCUUCUUGACCAUAACAAACGGGCUCUGAAGGAAUUUGAGAAUCUCCCUAGGGAAACUGAAGAGAAAAGCAUUCUCCUAGGGUCAGAGAAUGAAGAUGAGAAAUUAAGUAAAGGGCGGCAAUGUAUUGAGAUUUCGUCCCUCCCAGGAGAUUUGGUAACUCUGGAAAGGGAUCACUCAGCUACUAGUGAACCUCUUGAUGUGACAAAAACACAAACUUUUAGUGUGGUGCCAAAUCAAGAUAAAAAUCAUGAGAUAAUGAAACUUCUGGCAGUUGAAACUUCAGAAGUUUCUCCACGACUCACUGACUCACAUGUUGAAGGCCAGGUUGCAGCAAUACAAAAAAGCAAACUUCCUAAGGACGAUGAAAGCAAGAGUGAAGACUUACCAGGUUAUCAAGGAGAUCUGUCUACUUUUUUGCACCAAGAGGGUAAGAAAGAGAAAGUUGCACCUACAAAUGGAGAAUUAUUUCAUUGUGUUUCUGAGAGUGAACAUUGCCCCCCAUCCAGAAAAGAUAUGGUUAGGUCAUCCCUUGUAACUAGACACAGCCGGAUCCCUGUUUUAGCACAAGAGAUAGACUCAACUUUUGAAUCGUCCUCUCCAGUCUCUGCAAAAGAAAAGCUUCUUCAAAAGAAAGCCUAUCAGCCAGAUCUAGUCAAGCUUCUGGUGGAAAAAAGGCAACUCAAGUCUUUUCUUGGGGAUUUCUCAAGUGCCUCUGAUAAAUUGCUAGAGGAGAGACUAGCCGCUGCUUCCUUUUCCGAGGAAGAAGUCCUCACUCCCUUUUCAAGACUGGCUGUAGACUCACACCUGAGCAGGUCAGCUGAAGAAAACUUUCUGUCACCCAUCAUCUCCCAGUCCAGAAAGAGCAAAAUCCCAAGGCCAGUUUCAUGGGUUAACACAGAGCAAGUUAAUAGUUCAACUUCAUCUCAGUUCUUGCCUCGACCACCACCAGGAAAGCCACCCACCAGGCCUGGAGUAGAAGCCAGACUCCGCAGAUAUAAAGUCCUAGGAAGUAGCAAUUCUGACUCAGAUCUUUUUUCACGCCUGGCCCAAAUUCUUCAAAAUGGCUCUCAGAAACCUCAGUGCAAAAGUCCAGGAUCCCCUCACAAUCCAAAAACACCACCCAAGAGUCCAGUUGUCCCUCGCAGGAGUCCCAGUGCCUCUCCUCGAAGCUCUUCCUUGCCUCGCACAUCUAGUUCCUCGCCAUCCAGGGCUGGACGGCCCCACCAUGACCAGAGGAGUUCAUCCCCACAUCUGGGGAGAAGCAAGUCACCCCCCAGCCACUCAGGAUCUUCCUCUUCUAGGAGGUCCUGCCAACAGGAGCAUUGCAAACCCAACAAGAAUGGUCUGAAGGGAACUGGCAGCCUCCACCACCACUCAGCCAGCACUAAAGCUCCCCCGGGGAAGAGUAAGUCAGCCAGUAAACUCAGCAGAUAGGGGCCGGGCUGCAUCUUUGUGAAAGGUGUGAGAUCUUCCUCCUAAACCCGAUGCAUGUGUGUCCCUGUACUGUCUAUUUAAAAAAUCAGUGUUGAUCUUCUCUUGCAAAAGAAGGUAACAUGAUAAAUUAUUCAUAAAAAGACAUAAAUAUAUGAUAAGGAAUUUCUUAAGGCAGACAGCAAGCAGAAAACAGAAUCAAUGCCUUUGCAUAGGAAGGAGCAACCUAGCGAAAUCCAAGGAGGGAAACUCACUAAAUGAACUUUCAUUUUUAGCUGCCUUUUAAAUAGGGAGUGAAGGUAGGAGAUAGAAUGGAAGUUUAAAGGGUUUUGCCACUUUGUAAAGGGUCUACUCAGAGUUGCUAUAGCACAAGUAAAACUUGUUUUAAUAUUUUCUUUAAAAACUUUCCAAUCUUAGAGGGUAAGUUAAGUGUUAUUUUUAUAUUAGAGUAUGUAAGAAAUCUGUUCUUGAAGAGCCAGUUAUCAUACAGAUUUGACUUCUGUUGUGUAUCUGGCAUAUCAAGAAUUCACACAUUUAUUUAGUCUCAUUCUUAGUAAAAUCCCUAGAUUUCACAUUUAUCAUUUAGUGUUUUUCACCUGAUCUGGCUUCUUUUAACAGUACACUCUAAUUUGCUUUCAGCAACAUGCUGAGAAUGUUUUUAGUCCCCUAAUAAUUCCUUUGGAGCAAGGUACUUUAAUAUAUUUUUUUUUGUGAAAAGUAACUGAUGAAAUUUAAGAAAAGGAAGUUUAGGUAAAUCUCAAUAGCGCUACUUUGCAGCCUUUAGUGCUUUAGGGAGAGAGGAUAGUGUAUGUUAAUCCCUCCCAGAAAGAAGAAUCCUCUCCCCCCAAGUUUCCUCCUUGUGGAAAGAAAAACCGACCAGAUUAGAUCCCUGCUUCCUCAAUCUUUUAGGUACCAACUGUUUGUAAUAUCAGCCUCCAAGAUAAUACCAGGGAAAUAUAAUGCUAUGGAAUGUGACUUUGCUUUUAGAGAUUUAGAAAAAGAAAGAAAUUAGGAAUGUUGUUGAGGUUUAUAACCCUCAAACUUUGUACUUUAUACAUUUAGCCAAUAAGGAAUGAGUAUCCGGGAAAAUAAAUUUAGGCCCAAUAUUUAUCUUUUAAUGUUUUGUUAGCUGCUUUUCCUGUGCUUUGGUUUGAUAUUUUGGCUUCUUGACCUGAUUUCCAAGUAAUCUCAAUUUAGAAAGCUUGAGAAGGAUCAUACUUGUUCUAAUCUCACUCAUGCUAGCAGAGAUCAGGUAAAAUUAAAUCAGACUAGACUUUUAAAAUGGGUUAUUUUUUAUUCUGUAGGUGUUUUGUGUUGUAAAUACUUUAUUAAGGUCAGAUAAAUUGGUCUGCUUGCUGUUGAAAUUUGCCUUCUAGCAAACAUCUGUACUUUCUCUUUGACCUUAUGUUUGCUGCCAAACCUAGUAUGGUUGAAUUGGGGGCGGGGGGGAGAAAGAAAUAUAUUUCCUCACCAAGUGAACAUACUCUAAUGCUGCAUCAAUGCUGCCCUGAAGCUGCACUGAACUUAAUCUUGUUCUCUUUAUCUGUGUCGAGCUUUUUAAAAACAAAACUCAAAACACUAUUGAGGCAUCUACGGUCUCCCAUAAUAUAUGUAGCAUAAUGUGGAAUUUUAAUUUCUCUUCACUUUCAGGCACUACAGAGGAAUGCAAUAGAUGAGAAAUAUUUGCUGUUUAACUAAAGCAAUUGUAAUAUUGGAAGACCAAUUCUUCUGUAUUAUAUUGUAUGAUAGUUGCUAUAACACUACUUGCAUGUCUUUAUGAUAAAUUAUAUAAAUAUUUAUAAAUAUAUAUAGAAACAUAUGCAUAUAUACUCAUUCUUUCUCAUCCUCCAUUUGUAAUUUCCAGAUCACAGAUGGAUGAAAUCCUUUUUUAUUGUGUGCCUCGCGUACACUUAGGCCUUGCCUAUCUUCAUUUUCUGAAAAAUACCUUCUUGGCAUGUGAACCUCAAAUUCUUUUUGCCUUCCCUGUGUAUAAUGCAAGGAUGGCAAUCUUUAACAAGCCAAGAUAGAUUUAGUUUUUAUUUUAAAAAGAUUUUAACGGGGGGCGGGGGGGAACGGGAGUUACUGGGACAUAAUGCUUGUAAUUCUGGUUCAGAUAUUUCUCAUAUUGAUCACAUAAUUCCAUCUUUAUGGUUAGAAUGGAUAAACUGGGAUGAUAAUCAUGGGUCUGACACAAAUUGAUUUUUUAAAAACUCUUAAAAUUUCCAUUUACUUUCCUUUUUCCACCUCACUUUUUUUGAGGGGUGGGAGAGUAAUUUAUAAUUAAGGAAUUAUCUUCUUUUUCUCUAUUAGCUAAAUUGUGCUCUAAAAGUAGCUAGCUUUAAAUUCUAUUCAGAAAUGUACUUUGUUGUUCCCAUUGGAAAAGCUGAUGAGACCACAAUUGAGAUUUGUGUCUUGGUUUAUUUCUUCUUUGCAUUUCUCUGCUAAAGCAGUCACAUCUGACAGUGAUGAUGCAAGUAUUUUCCCUUUCUUGGUUACUUACAUUUUUCUCUCAUCCUUUUUCACUGUGUUUACCUCCUUUUCUAAAUGGGACUGACAAACUCAUUGUGAUCCAGAGAGAGUGUCCUUGUGUGCAAAUAUUUUAUUUUGCAUGCAAAGGAAUGAAAUAACCAAAGAUGUUUCUGCUACUGAUACUUUUGAAGAAAACUAAUAAUACCUUAUGCAUCAAUAAGGCCACUUAAAAUUGAUGUCUUACAGAGUUAUUUCAUGGUUUUAUUUAAAAACAUAGUUUAUAUUUUAGAUAUUAAAUAUUGGUUGUUCAGGCUAUAAAAUUUGGCAGGCAAUCCUGAGCAAAGCUCUUUUGGCACAAGAAUUGUUUUGCUUUUAUUUUAAAGUAAAAUAGAGAGCAAGUUGGUUGGUCUUUAAAAUUUAAUUUUACUUAAUUUUCUUUAGUGAUGGUAUAUUUCAGAUUUUUGUGACAAAUAUAGAUCAUUCAAGUAAUUUUAAACCAGCUGGUUAUUCCAUCUAAGCUAGGAACAUAGCCGUUAGUUAAAGUCAAGCCAAAUUUACACUAAAAUUAAAAAUAUCUUUCGAAAAACAGGUACCUCCUGAUUUCUCCUAUCACAACAAAUUGGUUAGUUACCGGGUCACACUUGUCCUUGCCUUCUCCUACUUGGUUUCUGAAAUUACUUAGAUGGAGCGGGUGAUAGAAUUAGCAACAACUCGGUUCAUUUAGGUAGCAUUCUUCCUGAAUUAUGCCGCCAAAUCUCCAAGGUCAAAAUAUUAAAAUUCCACAUCAUAAUGUUUUUGCACAACUUAAAGACAUUUAAUAUAUAGUGAGCAAAGAAAGAAAAAUGGCUGCUGUCAAAUUUAACCUAUAAAUACAGACUAUAAACAUCUUUGAAUGAUAAAUCUUAGGCAGGUAUUCCCAUUCUCAACUUUAGUAUGCAAGCUGGCCUUGCUGAAGGUGGUCUAGUUACAUUUACUGUUUCUGAAGUUCCAUGUUGUGAAGUGAAUGAAUGUUCCUGGGAAAAGUUGCCAAAUUAAGUCAAGAGUAGCAAAAUGGUAAUUGUGACUCACUGUUGUCAAUUAUCUAUAUUAUUUUCUUUUAAAAAUCUCAUGCUUACUAAUCCAGAUACUGUGCAGUAUCUCUGGCUCGCUCCUAGCCACUGGAAACUCAAGGUUCAGUAAUAAUCAGAGAUUCCUUCCAGGCCACAUAUUUUGAUGCAAAUGUUUCUAUGGCUGCAUUCAAUCAACAAAACAAAACAAAGUAUACAUUGGUUGCUGCAUGUUUUAUAAAUCUAGCCACAGUUAAAAGUGAAGUUUUUUAUACUUUGAAUCAGAAACAGAUGCUUUCCCCCAAGAGCAAAGGAGUCUGUUCUAGGAACUACAAUGCUAAACAAGUAUUAGGAGUUGGUGAUAAGAAAACAGGAUCUAAAAUCAGAGAUUAGUGAUUUUAAGGGAAAAACUGCAUCAUACUUUGGGGUAUUUGAAAAUAUAUUUGUAGAUCAAAGUUUACACAUUAACUUUUGAUUCCUUUACAUCUAGCAAAUGUAACAUGUUAGGGAACAUUUUCUUCAAUCAUAUUUAUAUAUUUUGUAAUGACUUUGUUUUCACUCUUUACAGUCUGCCCACUUCCUUUUAUGUACCUUUACUACUGAUGUGUUGGGACUUGGGACUUAGCGUACAGGGGGGGAAAAUUUACCACCUGUUGCACAGAGGCAAUAGAACAGUGGAACAGCUGCAUUACAUAACUUUGAGUUUAAUUUUGUAGAUAAUUUGCAAGAUAUUUACUUAUAGGUAUUAUAAUACAAAAAGUAUUGUAAGAUCAGGAUAUGUAACCACUACCGUAAUUCUCACAUAAUGAAAUACCCAAGUUCAGAAACCACAGUUGUGUAUUUAGAACUUAGAAAAGGGAAAAUGAAAAGGCUGGGCCUGGAAUCUUUUUUUUUUUUUUUUUUUUGGCUUUUUGGGUCACACCAAGCGAUGCUCAGGGUUUAUUCCUGGCUCUGCACUCAGGAAUUAUUCCUGGCUAUGCUCGGGGGACCAUAUGGGAUGUUGGGAAUUGAACCCGGGUUGGCCACGUGCAAGGAAAACACCCUACCAGCUGUGCUAUCACUCCAGACCCCCUGGGCCUGGAAUCUUAUGGGAGAAAAAUUCAAGUGAUUUAUUUUGGACACCCCAGCUCACAGUAGAACUCUGGUUUUAUUGUAUAUCAUACAUCCUCAAGGAUUUGGGAGAAGUAUGAAAACAUGUCACUAUACAUUCUCAAUAUUGUGGCCAUCCCUCUAGAGAAAUUUAACCAAGUCUUGGGAGCCUGCAGAAUUGGUUGCCUACCUUGCCGAGCGGGCUGGAGCGAUAGCACAGUGGGUAGGGCAUUUGCCUUGCGCAUGGCCGACCGGGAUUUGAUUCCUCCGCCCCUCUCGGAGAGCAUGGCAAGCUACCGAGAGUAUCCCACCCACAUGGCAGAGCCUGGCAAGCUACCCUUUGCGUGUUUGAUAUGCCCAAAACAGUAACAAGUCUCACAGUGGAGACGUUACUAGUGUCUGCUUGAGCAAAUCGAUGAACAACCAGAAGACAGUGCGACAGUACUGCAGUGCUACAUACCAUAAUCUUUGAAAAAUCUAUGGCUGGACAUGGAAUUAUAGUGGUUUUGGCCCAUCAAUAUUUUAUAGUUCAGUUGUGCUUGUGUGUUUUGACUUUUAAAUUAUAAGCUUGAUAAUUAUGUACUUUGAUCAGUUUAGAUCAGAAAAUUAAACUAUUUGAUAAGAUUACCUUUAUAUACUGCACCAAGACACUGAACAGCAAAGAUGGUAACAUUUAUUCAGCAAUGGUUUUAAUUAUUUCAAUAUUUUCUUAGACUUUGUUGGAUCCUGAGUCUUAAAGAACAAGAAAAGAAGUGAAACCCUUUCUGUGAAGACAGGGUCUUCCUCUAAAUUGAAAAUGACAUCAUGUAUAGCAGUAGUAGCUCUGUGAUUCUGACAUUUCUCUCAGAUAUUCCAUGGUAGGGCUUCUGGGUUCCUUGACCUAUAGAAACAGACUUAACAUGUUUGAGCCCAUGUGACUAUAGGUCUAGCUGCUGACAUAGUUUUACACACUACAGGUAGAAGUCUUAUCUCCUCAGUAAUUUAAUGUUUCAUAUUGCAAAAAUAUGAAACAUCACUUGCCUGGUUAAAAACAUUGAGCUUUAAUAUAAAUUUACUAUAUGAUACUUUUCCCCUCCUUAACACCUAUACAGCUUAAAUCCUUAAAUAUUUAUGCACCAUAUCUGGAGUCUAGGUGUUCUUUAUGUAGCAAUGGGGUAAACAAAGGAAUCAGAUCAUGAAUAUGAUUGAUUUUAGAGAACUAUAGAGAAAGGGACCAUGGGGCCAAGAAAAGGGAUUGAAGAGCAGCCUUGGGUCUUUUUCAAAGCAAUUAUUUUUUUAAACUUUUUGUCAGUUUUUUUUUCACUAAGUUAAAAAAAUUCAGAAAUAUAAAGGAGACAAAAGAAGUUAAAUUAUCACAAUGGCAACAGGGCCCUGAAAUUGUAAGAACUGAAUAAAGAAGAUGACAGUUAAGAUUGAGUUCUGGCUUGAGUCCCCUCACUUCACCCAUGUACACAGUUUCUAGUGCCCUCCUGACAUUCUUUUUCUAAAAGAUCCAGUGUCUGGCUGACUUCAUUGAGCCAUUUACUUACAAAUCAAACUUUUAGGAAGAGAGGAAGCUGGGUAAGCAUCUGGUUUUGAAUUAGAUGUAAACCUAUUCUUUGGGGGGCCACUCCUGUCUUUGUGCUUUGAGGUCAUUCCUGGUAUUCUUGGGGAACAGGCAGUGCAGGAAUGAACCUGCUGAGCCUGCUCCUCCCACAUGCCCAGCGUACACUCCAAUCUGUAGAGCCAUCUCCAUGGCUCUGGAUAUAAAUCUUCAAAGUUAGGAACUAAUGGCAGCUCUUUUAAGUCAGAUUGAACUGCAAUGCAGAAUAAUUAUCUCAUUGAGUAAGACCAAUAUUUUAAUAACUACAUUUCUCUUCAUGAAAUUAAGAUGAUAAAUUGCUCUUUUAAAUACCUCCAAAGGCAUUGUAUUAUUUUUCCUUCCAAGCAGCCCCUCGUUAUGCUUUUGCUCAGGCAACGAACGACAGAGUAUUGGCAGAAACAUGGAGUGCUUGUGUAUAGGCCAUCUGUACAUAGAAGUGUAAUUAUUUAUUUAAUUUUCCCAUUUGUAUCAUAUUAAAGCUUUGUACAGUGUUUAAGUUGUGUUUUAAAAUUAUUUUGUAUUUUAUUUUUAUAAUCUAGUAAUAAAAUAUUCAUUCCGCAUGCAAACUAG
Sorex araneus (European shrew) is the source of this 11033-nucleotide messenger RNA. RefSeq names its product tau tubulin kinase 2 (gene TTBK2). Gene Ontology annotation, molecular function: ATP binding; protein serine/threonine kinase activity. The record is from RefSeq and is a predicted model, not a curated record. Gene Ontology annotation, cellular component: ciliary transition zone; ciliary basal body; nucleus. Bases 570 to 4280 code for a protein of 1236 amino acids. Gene Ontology annotation, biological process: cilium assembly; peptidyl-serine phosphorylation; signal transduction. NCBI's taxonomy places the organism in Eukaryota, Metazoa, Chordata, Mammalia, Eulipotyphla, Soricidae. The transcript has 16 exons.